AUGUCCUGCUGUGUCCCCACCUGUGGCGUGGCCACCCCGACCCCUCUGGCUGACACCAGCAACCAGGCCUGCGUGCGCCAGUGCCCCGACUCCACGGUGGUCAUCCAGCCCCCGGCCUCGGUGGUCACCUUCCCCGGGCCCAUCCUCAGCUCCUUCCCGCAGCAGAGCUCCGUGGGCUCGGCCGGAGCUCCUUUCGUCGGAGGCGGCUUCGGCGGCUCCUCCGGACGUCGUGGGGGCUCCGGAGGCUCCGGUGGCUUUGGGGGACUCGGGGGUUAUGGAGGAUUUGGAGGUUUUGGGGGCUACCGUGGCUUUGGGGGAUUCAAAGGUUAUGGAGGAUUCAGAAGUUUUGGGGGCAGCUGCGGCUGCUCCAGAGGCUGCGGGCCCUGCUAA
This is a messenger RNA of Melospiza melodia melodia, 390 nucleotides long. RefSeq names its product claw keratin-like. Bases 1 to 390 code for a protein of 129 amino acids. Lineage: Eukaryota; Metazoa; Chordata; Aves; Passeriformes; Passerellidae. The record is from RefSeq and is a predicted model, not a curated record. The transcript is spliced from 2 exons. Gene Ontology annotation, cellular component: intermediate filament. Gene Ontology annotation, molecular function: structural constituent of cytoskeleton.